Messenger RNA from Fomitopsis serialis, 1239 nucleotides. RefSeq lists its product as uncharacterized. The record is from RefSeq and is a predicted model, not a curated record. The transcript is spliced from 6 exons. Lineage: Eukaryota; Fungi; Basidiomycota; Agaricomycetes; Polyporales; Fomitopsidaceae. The coding region runs from base 28 to 993 and encodes 321 amino acids.
UUCCACUGCCCCUCGCUGUGCGCGACGAUGGCGCCCGCAUUCCCCAUCACGGAGGCCCAGCUUGUCGCCCUCUUCGCGGAAAGCAUCGCGUACGGAAUGCAUGUGGUGACGUUCGCAAUCUGCAUGUACUCCUGGAUCCAUCGCUCAAAAGCCUCAAAGUCAGCGAGAUCAUGGCCAUGGAUGUCUAUCGCCAUUGCCCUCCUUAUUGUCGGGACGCUCGAUGUGUCCUUCAACUUGUACCACAACAUCAUUGCCUUCAUCUUGUACACCGGCCCUGGCGGCCCAAAGGGUGAAUUCGAAAAGCUCUCUAAUUGGGUCAAUGUCAUGCGAAGUGUUUGGGCGCGUCUUUGUGCAUUGAUUUCCGACGCUGCUUUGAUAUACCGCUGUUGGGUCGUCUACAGUGUCUCCACGCAGCGGUGGUCUGUCGUGGCGCUCCCGAUUUUGAUUUGGCUCGGCGUGGCAGCCUGCGCUGUCAUGGACGUCUUUUAUCUGUGCACCCUCCAUCUGUAUACGUCAAUCCCUUUGGCGACACAGAUGCGCCCAUGGCUGUAUGCCUAUUUCUCGUUAACGCUAGCCUUGAACGUCGUCACCACAGGCAUGAUUGUGUACCCGCUCUGGAAGACACGCAAGCUGACCUCCGAGUACUUCAAAUUACGCUCGCGGAAACGAGACAGACUCAAAGGAAUGAUCCGCAUUUUCAUUGAAUCUGCCCUCCUUUACACGCUGUCUGUCGCGGUCAGCGUCAUCAUGGAGAUGGUCCAGUCAAAUGGAUACUAUCCCUCAACCGAUAUCAGCGUGCAACUUGCGGGCUUUACGUUUGAUCUCAUUAUUAUUCGCAUUUGGAAAGGUGUCUCUACGGAACAAACUCGUGCCUUCGCCGAUUCGAUGACUCGGUCGCCGAUGGCUCCUCACAAGGCACCGUGGCAAGAGAGUUCAGAUAUCAGCACCUUCGAGGUCCAUCUGGAAACCGGGAACUCUGCGACGAUGGUUUGAGAGGAGUAUACAUCUUUCUCUGGCCCGUAUAACUUAUUGUUCCUUUAUGUAUGAACGACCUAUUGAACGACUACGACACGACUCCUUGCCGGCUUGUGGCCUUACGAUCUUUCAGUAUGUUGUAUACCCCGGACGCUGGUACUAGUACUUCGUCUUCGUCGUCACCGGAUCCUGAAUCGGUGUUGUACUGCAUCCUCUAUUUAUACCUGUAUCGUGCGUCAUAUCCUUAUGCAUCAUUUAUUCACA